Molecule: messenger RNA, 3681 nt
Organism: Peronospora belbahrii
Lineage: Eukaryota; Oomycota; Peronosporomycetes; Peronosporales; Peronosporaceae
Source: the annotation of a GenBank genome assembly
AUGAUGAUAGGCAAUGAAGAAAUGCCGUUAUUUUUAUCCAUGGCCAUGCGUUACGAGAGUGGAGACUCGGUGAAAACACCUUUUGGUUUUGGAUGUAUACGUAAUUGUAGUAGUAAUAGUUCAGCUUCAAAGACCCAGAUAGUUGAAGUGACACUUGCAGGUGAUGUUGUCUUGUAUACAAGAAGAAGCUAUUUGAUGCCAGCAUUACGUAUGUUACAGUAUGGAGAAAUUCCAAAACAUACAAGAGUGAUGGUCUUGCAAUUAAACAAGAGAGAAGGCGUUGUACUCGAUUAUAUAGUCUCGGAUCAAAAGUAUCAAGUUUUAAUUGAAGACACAACAUAUGGAUCUGAUGAGAAUAAGAAUGAAACUGUAAUGGACAAAUACACACUAUUGCUGACGAAAGAAGAGCUUCGUUUGACAAAAGAGACUCGCGUCCGGACAAGUGUUGGGCUAGGAACUAUCACAAACUACCGAAGCUCAAGUGAUUUGUACGUGGUGCUACUGGACUGGGGCAGCAUUGCGUAUUUGCAAGCCAAGGACGUUUUUUGUCUUGACUUGCGGCUGUUGAAAAAGAUCCCCAAGCCUUUGUCUGCAGAGAGAAUUUACAACGAGUGUCAAGGGCAAAUUACGCGUGACGACGCACUCGUACUGAGUCACAAGGCGGAACAGACGUACCGCCAACUUCAAAUGUUUUGUGAGCAGCACUCUGAGGCCAUCUCGUUUGCCUCCACAAAUGCGUCCUACGGUGAUCAGUACACAAAAGCGCUGGCUGUGAUGCUUGAUCCCAGCUUCUCAGACGCUACAAAGCGCUUGAAGGAUGCAAGCGGUAAAGAACUUGAGCGUUUGAAAGGGAUAGCGAUCUCUGCUAAGACGAUGCUGGAAAGCGACUUUCUAGAAGGUAUGGACUCUGCUGCUUUUAUCGCAAAAGCAUCGAAUGUCUUGAUUCAACUAAAGAACAGCGAGGAGGUAAAGAACCUCCAUUCAACUUUUCGUGAGAGGGCUAGCUCAGAACUUACCUCCAUCCGACAGCGAGUUUUGUCUAGGGAAAGUGCUUCACUGCCGCAAGUGGCAUCGUCACACGAGGAGAAGAAACUUGUUUUAUCGCAGAUUUUGCAAAUCGUAGAGAGCAAAAUGAACGCGCAAAAGCCGCGUUUGGAUGCUCUAAAGUUACCUUUAGAGCGCAAGGAUCUGCAGUCAGAAGUUCUGGCGAAAAUGCAUCAGCACGAAAACGAAUUAAUGAAGGCACAAGCGACAAUUGCUCACCUUGAAGUAAUGGCAAGCAAACAGCUGGGUGUAAACUCAAUGGCCGAUUUGGACAUUAGCAUGUUGGCACAAAGAGCAGAGGAGUUACUACCUAGAUUGACAUCGAAGGCUGAAGUUCUGGUUCAUGCAUCGGAAAAGUAUUGGAUGCAGAUGCAGCAAACAUCACGUGGUCAGACACUCAUGAAAAAGGCAAAGGCACUGGUCCAGUCAGUUGAGAACCCUGACGAAUUUUGCGAUACCGUGACGAAGGCUAUUGGCGAAAUCAAGUUGGACGAGUUGGCCGAGCGUGGGAGCACAAUGUUAAAAAAUUGCAAAAAGCGGCAAGAGUUCGUGGACCGGAUGAAAGAUCAUUGUUUGGAUUUUUUAACGUCCGUUUUGCCAACCUUAAAAAUUGACAUGAUUUCGGGCGUAGAAGACGACAUUGCCUAUUCGCUUUCAAAAUUGGAUUUGUCGAAUUUUCAUGUGAAAAAAGAUCGCGUCAAAGUGCGAAUGGGAACUGUAAUUGAUGAGGAGUUAUUUACGGUUCGUGCGACACAUUUGACGGCACUUCUCAAGGGUUUUGAUUGGACAUUUGAGCAAAAAUGUUUUCCUUACCUACAUGGUGGCGGUGUAGCGGAUGCUGUACUGAGUGGCGGUGUGAUUUGCUUAGGCUUUAAAGCCGAAAAGAAAGUUGUGAACGAGGAAACCGGUGAGUCUAAGCCGAUACUAGCGCUUAGCUCGAUAAAAAUUGAGAUUCGCCAAGGACUAAAGCUUAGUGUUCAAGGAAGCUGGUUUAGCGCGGUUUACAAUAUGUUGACAUCGCUUUUUGCCGAGUUAAUUCGUGAGUAUUUGGCCAAGACAAUGGAAACGAAAUUGUUGAAGCAUACGAUUAAGUUGCUGGAUACACUGAAUAAGCAGAUGGAUGAGUACUGGCCGUUGAUCUUCCAGUUGCUAGACAUCCGAGUUGAAGAUUUGCCAACUGCCAGCCUGUGGCGUGGUGCGAAGGAGAUUGAGAUGCAGCCACAAGAGCUUGAAUGCACCUUUGCGGAGCGCAGCACCAUGCCUUUCGUCUUUACAAAGGGUGUGCUGAACGAGUACGUGGUUGUAUCACGCAUUCUGGACGUCGACGUGCCACCCACUAGCAAAAUCAGAUCACGUGAGAAUCAUAUUUCUCAUUCGACUGGGGACUGGAAACGCGUUCCCGUGGGUAGUAGCGUGCUAGCUCUCAAUGGCCUCUGUUGCAGUAAACUGACUGUUGACGAGAUGAGAGGUCUACUAGAAACUCUUCCUCUUCCUUUUACGAUACGCUUUUCGUUGCUUCCUGAAAGUAUUACCAAAAAACGGCGACAGCGAAUGAAGCCCCAACCUGAAUUUACCACUUUUACAUUUCGAAAAGAAGGACCAUUUGGAUUGCAACUACGAGCUCGUGCGCUAGCGUCAUGUGGCGUUAUAAUUGUGGGAUUUGCUCCCGCGGAUUCUGAUGGCAAAAAGUAUCCGGCAGAACUUAGUGGCAAGAUACGUGUAGGUCAGCUUUUGACGAAAGUUAACAAUGUCGAUCUCCGUACUAAAACGCUAGCCGAAGUGCUAGCCAUUCUUCACGUCAUGAAAAGCCGUCCUGUGACAAUGCAGUUUGCGACGAGUCCCGAUGCUGUCAUUAAGCUAUGUGACUGGCCCCCAAUGAUUGAAACUGAGGAGGCAUCCUCGUUUGCGUGUAAUGAAGACGAUUUGUUGUCUAAUGGCAGGCAGUAUGUCGUGCUGUCUGCUUUUACACGUAUCCCAUCCUUCGCUCAGCGGAGUCACUUGGUGGAGAAGGGUGACGUGUUGCUGGGUGUAAAUGAUGUUCCACUCACAGGUCCAGGCUACAGUAGUUUUGAGGCUAUUAUGGAGGCCUUACGUGUCAUUGUGAGCAAGAAGAAGCCAAUGCGAGCUGUGUUUGUAAAUCGCGAGCACUAUAUGGCGAUGCGAAAAGAUCUCCAGCAACGCCGUCUGUCGUUCAACAAAGACAUAGAUCAGUUGAGUGGGCGUAAUCACAAGGACGUAGAAUCCGGUGGAAGUGUGAAAGACAGCGUGGGGUUUGAUGAAAUCGGUUCCACCGCGAUGAAAGAGAUUGUAUUUCCAAAGGGUCCGCUAGGUAUAUUGUUUGGCAAUUGGAAGGACGAGGCUAUAUAUAUACGAGCGUUUGUUUCGAGUCCAGGACCAGCAGAGAAAACAGGGUUGCUUCGCGUCGGACACGCAAUAAUACAGGUGUGUGGACACGCUGUACCGCUUGCAGCCACUCCUGAUGUCAUUGAGGAGCUGAUAGUGAAGAUAUCUGCGGAAGCAAGAGCGCAGGACAGUAACAGCUGUGAUGAGGAUACUACAGCCAAAAGUUGUGAAAAGAAACCCGUGUAUACACUGACAGUUCGAGAUCUUGAGUUAGAGCAAGAAUUGAUGAAGUAG